Messenger RNA from Dryobates pubescens (Downy woodpecker), 1966 nucleotides. It is a transcript of the gene INTS11, whose product is annotated as integrator complex subunit 11. Gene Ontology annotation, cellular component: nucleus. Gene Ontology annotation, biological process: snRNA processing. The record is from RefSeq and is a predicted model, not a curated record. Bases 169 to 1959 code for a protein of 596 amino acids. NCBI's taxonomy places the organism in Eukaryota, Metazoa, Chordata, Aves, Piciformes, Picidae. The transcript is spliced from 18 exons.
CAGGCCCGGGGCGGCGGAUGAAGUUGAGCUCCUGCUUAAGCCUUCUGCCACCGAAGAACAAUCGAAAUGGCAGCUGUGGAAACACUGCAGUCGUCUUCUCUUUCCGUGGUCCUCACUGGACUGUUUCUGAAGUAGCUUGCCCUGCGGGUUGAGACUGGGAGUGUUAAAAUGCCUGAAAUCAAAGUCACUCCUUUGGGGGCCGGCCAGGACGUGGGGCGCAGCUGCAUCCUGGUGUCCAUCGCGGGCAAGAACGUGAUGCUGGACUGCGGCAUGCACAUGGGCUACAACGACGACAGACGCUUUCCUGACUUCUCCUACAUCACUCAGAACGGAAGGCUGACUGACUUCCUGGACUGUGUGAUCAUCAGCCACUUCCACUUGGACCACUGUGGAGCUCUGCCCUACUUCAGUGAGAUGGUUGGCUAUGAUGGGCCCAUUUACAUGACACAUCCCACCAAGGCCAUCUGCCCCAUCCUGCUGGAGGACUACAGGAAGAUAACUGUGGAUAAGAAAGGGGAGAUCAACUUCUUCACUUCCCAAAUGAUCAAAGACUGCAUGAAGAAAGUGGUUGCUGUGCAUCUUCACCAGACAGUUCAGGUGGAUGAGGAGCUGGAGAUCAAAGCUUACUAUGCAGGCCACGUGCUGGGGGCAGCCAUGUUCCAGAUCAAGGUUGGCUGUGAGUCAGUGGUGUACACUGGUGACUACAACAUGACACCAGACAGACAUUUAGGCGCCGCCUGGAUCGACAGGUGCCGGCCGGACCUGCUGAUCACCGAGUCCACCUACGCCACCACCAUCAGGGACUCCAAGCGCUGCAGGGAGAGAGACUUCCUCAAGAAGGUCCAUGAGACUGUGGAACGAGGAGGGAAGGUUCUCAUCCCAGUUUUCGCCCUUGGCCGUGCCCAGGAGCUCUGCAUCUUGUUGGAAACCUUCUGGGAGAGGAUGAAUCUGAAGGCUCCCAUCUACUUCUCCACGGGCCUGACAGAGAAGGCCAAUCACUACUACAAGCUCUUCAUCACCUGGACCAACCAGAAGAUCAGGAAGACCUUUGUGCAGAGGAACAUGUUUGAGUUCAAACACAUCAAAGCCUUUGACAGGGCCUUUGCAGACAACCCAGGGCCUAUGGUUGUGUUUGCAACCCCUGGCAUGCUUCAUGCAGGACAGUCCCUUCAGAUCUUCAAGAAGUGGGCAGGCAAUGAGAAGAACAUGGUCAUCAUGCCUGGCUACUGCGUGCAGGGCACCGUGGGCCACAAGAUCCUGAGCGGCCAACGCAAGCUGGAGAUGGAGGGAAGGCAAAUACUGGAGGUGAAGAUGCAGGUGGAGUACAUGUCCUUCAGCGCCCACGCCGACGCCAAGGGCAUCAUGCAGCUGAUCCGGCAGGCCGAGCCCCGCAGCGUGCUGCUGGUCCACGGGGAGGCCAAGAAAAUGGAGUUCCUGAAGCAGAAGAUUGAGCAGGAGUUUCAUGUCAGCUGCUACAUGCCUGCCAAUGGAGAGACCACAACCAUCUUCACCAACCCCAGCAUCCCAGUGGACAUAUCCCUGGGGCUCCUCAAGAGAGAAACAGCACUAGAUGUCAAGAAGCCCCAGCUGAUGCAUGGCACACUGAUGAUGAAGGACAAUAGCUUCCGGCUGCUGUGCCCCGAGCAGGCGCUGAAGGAGCUGGGGCUGGCGGAGCAUCAGCUGCGCUUCACCUGCCGCGUGCACCUGCAGGACCCGCGCAAGGAGCACGAGACCGUGCUGCGCGUCUACAACCACCUCAAGGGGGUGCUGAAGGACUACUCUGUGCAGCACCUCCCUGAUGGGUCCAUAACAGUGGAGUCCAUCCUCAUCCAGGCCACAGCACACUCUGAGGAUCAAGGAACCAAAGUUCUGCUCGUGUCCUGGACCUACCAGGACGAGGAGCUGGGCAGCUACCUCACAGCCCUGCUGAAAAAAGGACUUCCACCCAGCAGCUCCUGAGCAGCAG